This is a messenger RNA of Haliotis rubra (blacklip abalone), 576 nucleotides long. Its product is annotated as acetylcholinesterase-like. Gene Ontology annotation, molecular function: carboxylic ester hydrolase activity. Lineage: Eukaryota; Metazoa; Mollusca; Gastropoda; Lepetellida; Haliotidae. The record is from RefSeq and is a predicted model, not a curated record. The transcript has 3 exons. The coding region runs from base 45 to 467 and encodes 140 amino acids.
AUUCCUUUGAUCAAAGAAUUGCAUCGUUCCCACUACCACAGUGGAUGGGAGUUCCUCAUUCGUUCGAGAUAGAAUCGGUGUUUGGGCAUCCUCUCGGGGAUGCCUUCACUUCGACAGAUGUGGAUAAGUCAAUAAGUCGGAGCAUGAUGACUUACUGGACGAAUUUCGCUAAAUCUGGAAACCCCAACCUUCCAGAAACACCAGACUUCCAAUGGCCGACGUACAACUCUAUGGAUGAGCGUUUCCUGGUCUUUUCCUCGUCCGGACUGUCCACAGAGCAGGGCAUGAGAAAGCAGCAGUGUGUGUUCUGGAACACUCUCCUGCCGCUGAUCACCAAGAGCGAGGACACCGGCUCUGGCACAACAACUGGGAACGUGAUUAACAGAUGUCCCAAAAAUGGAAGCAGGGUGUCGUUUGCUGUGAAUACGUGUCUCAUUGCUGUACUUGCAGCAUUAGUGAGUGUUUAAACAUGGAGCGAUAUCCUCAAUGUAUUCGCUGAAAAAUCACAAAAUAUUUCCCAAAAAUAGAGGCUCCUCUGACUUAGGGACAAAAACAUAUAUAUGUUCGAUUCCUAUU